UUCCUGUUAAGUGGUUAGUGACUGCUACAGUUAACUUCAUUUAAAUUACAGUCUGAGCAAUACACAGCACACUCCUCACCAGCGCUCUUUGUCCAAGGACUUCAAAGAUGUUCUGCAUCUCUUUAUUUUUGCUUUUCUUUUUCAAUGCAACUCUGAGCAUAAAAAUCUGCUCCUUCAAUGUGAGGUCUUUCGGAGAAGCAAAAAGGGCCAGACCUGAAGUCUUAGAUGUCAUUGUAAAGGUUAUUUCUCACUGUGACAUCAUGCUACUGAUGGAAAUAAAGGACAACAGCAACAAGAUAUGCCCCCUUUUAAUAGAAAAACUCAAUGGUCAGUACCAAGAAGAAUAUGACUACGUGAUCAGUACAAGGUUAGGAAGAAAGUCCUAUAAGGAACAAUAUGCUUUUAUCUAUAGGUAA
This is a messenger RNA of Terrapene triunguis (Three-toed box turtle), 416 nucleotides long. Its product is annotated as deoxyribonuclease gamma-like. The coding region runs from base 108 to 416 and encodes 102 amino acids. Gene Ontology annotation, cellular component: nucleus. Lineage: Eukaryota; Metazoa; Chordata; Testudines; Emydidae. Gene Ontology annotation, molecular function: DNA nuclease activity. Gene Ontology annotation, biological process: apoptotic DNA fragmentation; programmed cell death involved in cell development. The transcript is spliced from 3 exons. The record is from RefSeq and is a predicted model, not a curated record.